Molecule: messenger RNA, 3653 nt
Organism: Saimiri boliviensis boliviensis (Bolivian squirrel monkey)
Lineage: Eukaryota; Metazoa; Chordata; Mammalia; Primates; Cebidae
Source: RefSeq, a predicted model, not a curated record
GCCGGUUGCUGGGGCCCGCGAGGUCGCCGGGCCGCAGGCGUCGCGCUGAUUGGCUGCGCCGCGGGCGGAAGUGAUGCUGCUGUCACUGCUCCUCCGGCUCCCGGGAAGCCGCGAGUUUCCGCAGGGAGGCGGCGGCAGCUGCGGCCGGGCCGAUAUACAAAUCAGGAAGUUAGCUACCACCUGGACUUCUAGGACGUUAUUACCUACUUUAUCAGGAGGCAUUUUGGUCUGUAGCCUUUGCUGAGUCAACACUGCUCACAGAGAGAGUGAUGCCUUUUCUCCAUUUGCACAACAUGAGUGUGACGUGGUUAGCCAGACCAGGAGCUCAACCUCAUGUAGAGUCCAGUCCACUGCUCUGAUGCCGAAGGGGAGGCAGAAAGUGCCACACUUGGAUGCCCCCCUGGGCCUGCCCACCUGCCUCUGGCUGGAAUUAGCCGGGCUCUUGUUACUGGUUCCCUGGGUCAUGGGCCUGGCAGGGACAGGUGGGCCUGAUGGCCAUGGUUCAGGGGGGCCAAGCUGGGCUGUGCACCUGGAAAGCCUGGAAGGUGAGGGGGAGGAAGAGACUCUGGAGCAGCAGGCGGAUGCCUUGGCUCGGACUGCAGGGCUGGUGAAUGCUGGACGCAUCGGAGAGCUUCAGGGGCACUACCUCUUUGUCCAGCCUGCUGGGCACAGGCCGGCCCUGGAGAUGGAGGCCAUCCGGCAGCAGGUGGAGGCUGUGUUGGCUGGACACGAAGCUGUGCGCUGGCACUCAGAGCAGAGGCUGCUAAGGCGGGCCAAGCGCAGCGUCCACUUCAAUGACCCCAAGUACCCGCAGCAGUGGCACCUGAAUAACCGACGGAUCCCAGGCAGGGACAUCAAUGUGACAGGUGUGUGGGAGCGCAAUGUGACUGGGCGAGGGGUGACGGUGGUGGUAGUGGAUGACGGAGUGGAACACACCAUCCAGGACAUUGCACCUAACUAUAGCCCUGAGGGUAGCUAUGACCUCAACUCUAAUGACCCUGACCCCAUGCCUCACCCGGAUGUGGAGAAUGGCAACCACCAUGGCACGCGAUGUGCAGGAGAGAUCGCGGCUGUGCCCAACAACAGCUUCUGUGCGGUGGGCGUGGCCUACGGGAGCCGCAUCGCAGGUAUCCGGGUACUGGAUGGACCUCUCACAGACAGCAUGGAGGCAGUGGCGUUCAACAAGCACUAUCAGAUCAAUGACAUCUACAGCUGCAGCUGGGGACCAGAUGAUGAUGGGAAGACAGUGGAUGGCCCCCAUCAGCUUGGAAAGGCUGCCUUGCAACAUGGGGUGAUUGCUGGACGCCAGGGUUUUGGGAGUAUCUUUGUGGUAGCCAGUGGCAAUGGGGGCCAACACAACGACAACUGCAACUACGAUGGCUACGCCAACUCUAUCUACACAGUCACCAUAGGAGCUGUGGAUGAGGAGGGACACAUGCCUUUCUAUGCAGAAGAAUGUGCCUCCAUGCUGGCAGUCACCUUCAGUGGUGGGGACAAGAUGCUUCGGAGCAUUGUGACAACUGACUGGGACCUUCAGAAGGGCACUGGCUGCACUGAGGGCCACACAGGGACCUCAGCUGCAGCACCUCUGGCAGCUGGCAUGAUAGCCUUAAUGCUGCAGGUGCGGCCCUGCCUCACGUGGCGUGAUGUCCAGCAUAUCAUUGUCUUCACAGCCAUCCAGUACGAGGAUCACCGUGCAGAGUGGGUCACCAACGAGGCAGGCUUCAGCCAUAGCCACCAGCACGGUUUCGGACUGCUCAACGCUUGGAGGCUUGUGAAUGCAGCCAAGAUCUGGACAUCUGUCCCUUACUUAGCAUCCUACGUCAGUCCUGUGUUAAAAGAGAACAAGGCAAUUCCACAGUCCCCCCGUUCCCUGGAGGUCCUGUGGAAUGUCAGCAGGACGGACCUGGAGAUGUCGGGACUGAAGACCCUGGAGCACGUGGCAGUGACAGUCUCCAUCACUCACCCACGGCGAGGCAGCUUGGAACUGAAGCUGUUCUGCCCCAGUGGCAUGAUGUCCCUCAUCGGCACCCCCCGCAGCAUGGACUCGGAUCCUAACGGCUUCAAUGACUGGACCUUCUCCACUGUGCGAUGCUGGGGGGAGAGAGCCCGGGGGACCUACAGGCUUGUUGUCAGGGAUGUCGGGGAUGAGUCAUUCCAGGUCGGCAUCCUCCGGCAAUGGCAGCUGACCCUAUAUGGCUCUGUGUGGAGUCCAGUAGACAUCAGGGACAGACAAAGGCUGUUAGAAAGUGCCAUGAGUGGAAAAUACCUGCGCGAUGACUUUGUCCUGCCCUGCCCACCUGGGCUGAAAAUUCCUGAGGAAGAUGGUUACACCAUCACCCCCAACACCCUCAAGACCCUGGUGCUGGUAGGCUGUUUCACUGUCUUCUGGACCGUUUACUACAUGCUGGAAGUAUACUUGAGCCAGAGGAAUGUGGCUUCCAACCAAGCUUGUAGGAGUGGACCCUGCCACUGGCCCCAUCGAAGCCGGAAAGCCAAGGAGGAAGGGACAGAGCUAGAAUCAGUGCCACUUUGCAGCAGCAAGGAUUCAGACGAAGUAGAAACAGAGAGCAGGGGCCCUCCCACCACUUCUGACCUCCUUGCCCCAGACCUGCUGGAGCAAGGGGACUGGAGCCUGUCCCAGAACAAGAGCGCCUUGGACUGCCCUCAUCAGCACCUAGACCUAUUGCACGGGAAGGAGGAGCAGAUCUGCUGACCUCAGGCCCUGACGGUGUGGGACAGGCUCUUUCCCAAAAUUAGGGAGCUCCGGAGAGACCUGAUGCUUACAUCUGGAAUCUGAGGCCUAAACAGCAUCCUGUGACUCCACUCAGAGCGGGAGGGCCUUCUUAAGAUACAAAUGGCAGAGGAUUGGUACCAGAGAAGUCUGGUUGAGAGCCACAGGGUCUUCCUGCAGCCAAACAGGAGCUUUUGUGGAGAAGGUCUUGGGGAGGAUUGGCGCCCCCUUUGGGUAGGCCUCCAUCUUCAGCUCUCUUGGGCAAGCCUGUUGUCUAGGUCCCCCAUGCAUGGGGGCCCCCCCACCCACACGAGUUGAGAAGGUGCCUGCCAUAGCCAGGAGCACAUCUCCAUGGAAACAUGACCGGGGUCACUUGGGAGGAAGACUUUGGGGUAGAGGCUGGGAAGAGCCCCUGGACAUGCCUGUUCUGAAAGUGGCCGCCUCCAUUAUCCAUUCCCAAGAUGCCUGAUCAGAAGCCAACCUUGAAUGAACCCCUGGCUCUUUCACCACCACCCCUCCCCCCCACCAUGACUGGUCCGAUGCUGCUGGCACAGCUGGGAUACACACAGCUCCCCCGGGCCUGAGCUGCUUCACUAGGGAAUCCCGCGGCAGGACUGCAGAGCAGGUGGCAGACGUGCGUGUCGGAGAAGACAGCCUUGGGAGCCACUGCCACUCCGGUCCUGCCACCACCCUGUCUUCCUCUGCAAGUGCUCAGGGAAAUGGCCUUCCCUCCAGAGGCCAGCUAUCUGCCUGACAGGCUGUGACUCUUCUCUCAAUCUUGGCCUUCUCCCCUCUUCUGAGCUAGUUGGUUGAUUGGAAUUUUUUUUUAAUGCUUAAGAUUUGUUUUUCUCUUUUCACAGCAACAUUUUCUUGAAUUUUUUUCUGCACAGCUUUUCCAAAAUAAAAACCUUCCAAACAA